Messenger RNA from Dromiciops gliroides (monito del monte), 1757 nucleotides. RefSeq names its product SH3 domain containing GRB2 like 1, endophilin A2 (gene SH3GL1). Gene Ontology annotation, biological process: synaptic vesicle uncoating. Gene Ontology annotation, cellular component: presynapse; cytoplasm; glutamatergic synapse. Gene Ontology annotation, molecular function: protein binding. The record is from RefSeq and is a predicted model, not a curated record. NCBI's taxonomy places the organism in Eukaryota, Metazoa, Chordata, Mammalia, Microbiotheria, Microbiotheriidae.
UCCCGGUCUAGCGUUCUUUCCUCUCCUCGCCCCAUCCCCUCCCGCUCCGGGCUCGGUGCUACCUACGCCCGUCCCCACCAGCAGAGGGAGCGCGAGGGCUUCGAGGUGCCGGUCCACUUCUACACUCGGGAGUUGAAAAUUCCUCCCCCAGCUUGAAGUGGGGAGAGCUAAAGAGAGGGAAGAGGAAGAGGAAGAAGGGAGGGGGAGGGGAGGAGGAGUCGGGGGCGCGAGCUGGGGCCGGGACCGGAAGUGUGCGGUUGCCAUGUAAUAUCCUGAGAGCAAGCGCGAGCCAGCGGGAGAGCGAGCGAGCGGGCGGGCGGGCGCUGAGGCGGUGCCGAGGACAGGCAGAGGCGGUUGAGGCGGGGGCAGCGGCGGGCGGGCCCGACCGGUGUCAGCGUCAGGAGCUGUCUGUCUGCCAGUCUGUUUGUCUGUCGCUAGCUGGGUCGGGGCCGGCCGGGAGGUCUGGCUGCGGGAGGCAGCAUGUCGGUGGCCGGGCUCAAGAAGCAGUUCUAUAAGGCGAGCCAGCUGGUCAGUGAAAAGGUUGGAGGUGCUGAAGGGACCAAGCUUGACGAUGACUUCAAAGAAAUGGAGAAGAAAGUGGAUGUCACCAGCAAGGCUGUGGCAGAGGUAUUGGCCAGAACCAUCGAGUACCUUCAGCCCAACCCAGCCUCCCGGGCCAAGCUGACGAUGCUCAACACUGUGUCGAAGAUUAGAGGGCAGGUGAAGAAUCCUGGCUAUCCACAGUCGGAAGGGCUCUUGGGCGAGUGCAUGAUUCGUUAUGGAAAGGAGCUAGGAGAUGAGUCCAACUUUGGUGAUGCGCUUUUGGAUGCUGGUGAAUCAAUGAAGCGAUUAGCAGAAGUGAAAGAUUCUCUGGACAUAGAAGUCAAACAGAAUUUUGUUGACCCCCUCCAGAACCUCUGUGAUAAAGACCUAAAGGAGAUCCAGCAUCAUCUGAAAAAGCUGGAGGGCAGACGUCUGGAUUUCGACUAUAAGAAGAAGCGUCAGGGAAAAAUACCAGAUGAAGAACUUCGUCAAGCGAUGGAGAAAUUUGAAGAGUCCAAGGAAGUGGCAGAGACCAGCAUGCACAACCUCUUGGAGACUGAUAUUGAGCAGGUGAGCCAGCUCUCAGCCCUGGUAGAUGCCCAGCUGGAUUAUCACAGGCAAGCAGUACAGAUCCUAGACGAGCUGGCAGACAAGCUGAAGCGCAGGAUGCGAGAAGCCUCUUCCGUCCCAGCGGAAUACAAGCCAAAGCCUAGAGAUUCCUAUGACUUUGGAGAGCCGGAUCAGUCCAAUGGAGGUUUCCCUUGUGCCCCAGCCCCCAAGAUUACAGCUUCUUCCUCUUUCCGAUCCUCUGACAAGCCCAUCCGGACCCCCAUCAGGAGUAUGCCACCUCUGGACCAACCCAGCUGCAAGGCCCUAUAUGACUUUGAGCCUGAGAACGAUGGGGAACUGGGCUUCCGGGAGGGUGACAUCAUCACACUGACUAACCAGAUUGAUGAAAACUGGUAUGAAGGCAUGAUCAACGGCCAGUCGGGCUUCUUCCCCCUCAACUACGUGGAGGUGCUGGUCCCACUACCUCAGUGAAAUGGCUGCUCUCCACACCUCCCUCCCUGCCCUCCCUUCCUCCUCCUCUCUCCUGUUCCUCCCCCUAAUGAGGAAGGCCAGGCCUGAUCUCCUGCAUUCCAUUUUGUUCCUGGUGACACCAGUCUCUCACUGGAAGACAAAUGGGAUAGUAUUAACCCUGCCCAUGCCAGAAG